Salpingoeca rosetta is the source of this 1086-nucleotide messenger RNA. RefSeq lists its product as uncharacterized. Lineage: Eukaryota; Choanoflagellata; Craspedida; Salpingoecidae. Gene Ontology annotation, molecular function: protein binding. Bases 1 to 1086 code for a protein of 361 amino acids. The transcript is spliced from 9 exons. The record is from RefSeq and is a predicted model, not a curated record.
AUGCAAGCGCUUGCCCCGCUGCACAGGGCAUGUCGGGAUGGGAACGUCAAGGCGGCGGAGAAGUUAAUUUCCAAACACGCCAACGUCAACCGGCGUGACGCCUACGGAAGCACGCCAUUGCAUUAUGCAUGUUGGAAUGGACACCUCAACCUGGUGAAGAUCCUUCUGGAUCAUGGCGCAGACGUGAAUCACCGCGACAAUUACGGCGGGACAGCCUUGCACGACGCGAGUUUCAAGGGCUUCGGCGACAUUGUUCGUUUCCUUCUCCAGCAUGAAGCCGACCCGGCCAUCAAAGACCGAGACGGCAAGAUGCCGCUGCAUAUUGCAGCCCGCUACAACCACAGCGAGAUUGUGAGGCGGCUGAUUGAUUUCAAAGCAGACGUCAACGGGAGGGAUCCAACGGGCGACACGCCACUGCAUGAUGCGAGCCAGUACAACUCACACAAGGCGGUGCGCGUGCUGCUGAGCUACGCAGCUGAUGUGCAUGCCAAGAAUGAUGCUGGAUGGACGGCACUCCACACUGCCAGCGUACAUGGCAGUGACAUGUCAGUGCAGCUCCUGGUUGAGCACGGUGCAAACGUAAACUGCCGCGACGCAAAUGGAUGGACACCAUUGCACUUUGCCUGCUUGGAGGGUGCCGCUGGUGUUGUCAAGGCGCUGUUGCGACACGGUGCACUCAUCAACGCCAGGGAUCACGGGGGAUGGACGCCCAUGUAUGUGGCGCAGCAGAAUGAACGGGAUGAAAUCGUGGAACUACUGCGCCAACAUGGCGCUGAGGACAUGCUGCAGUUGGACACGGCCUUUGAGAUUUGGCUGCAGGAGACAGGCUUGCUGGACCACGUGAAGGACGCCCUGCUCUCGAUUGGCGCACACAGCUUCGAGACGCUUCAAGUGAUGAUUGACAGCGGUGACCUGACGAUGGAGCUGCUCCAGUCCGACGGCGUCCGCCCAGCACACGCGCGGCUCCUCUUCUCUGCGUUUCAAGAGUGGAAGAAAGCUGAGAAGCGCAGACGAAAGCGCGCACGCGGUGGCGGCUCUUCUUGUUGUUCCUUUCUCAACUGCUGCAACCAGGGUGACGACGAUUGA